AUGUCUCCUCUGGGAACCUACGGGUCUUACAACUCUUUGGAGAAAGACCAAGGAGUGGGCGUGACCGGAUCUGCACCGACCGAGACUCUUCUCGCGUCGAUAUUCGAGGCAUGCAGCCAAGUUACUGCAGCCGAAGCCAGCAUGAUGCCUUAA
Anthostomella pinea is the source of this 153-nucleotide messenger RNA. Lineage: Eukaryota; Fungi; Ascomycota; Sordariomycetes; Xylariales; Xylariaceae. The record is from the annotation of a GenBank genome assembly.